Molecule: messenger RNA, 1269 nt
Organism: Thyridium curvatum
Lineage: Eukaryota; Fungi; Ascomycota; Sordariomycetes; Thyridiales; Thyridiaceae
Exons: 5
Coding region: 1-1269 (422 amino acids)
Source: RefSeq, a predicted model, not a curated record
AUGGGGCAAGCCGGUAGCGAAAAUGAAUCCCAAGCAUGGGUCACGAUCACAGUGACCACAGUAGCCACGGCGGUGGCCUUGACUGUGGCUUGCCUGCGCUUCUUUACCCGCGCCGUCCUCAUCAAGCAGUUUGGGUCGGAUGACUGGGCAGCCUUGGUGGCAAUGAUAUUUGGGCUAGCAUGCUCGAUACUGGUUGCAGCGAACAUCAAGAAUGGCCUGGGUAGACACUCCAAUAUCUUGUCACCGAUCGAAAUUGAGCAUUACUUCAAGCUGUUCUACAUGUCCAUCGUCUUUUACAACUUGACUCUCACCUCGGUCAAGUUGACUUUCCUGCUGUUGUACUACCGCGUCUUUGCCGUCAAGAAGAUGCGCAAGGUCCUCAUCUGGACCAUGAUCGUCGUGGGCUGCUGGUGCGUGUCGCAGCUGCUUGUGGCCAUCUUCACCUGCAGCCCGAUCCACAGGUUCUGGAAGCCAGAAGUGCCCGGCACAUGCAUCCCUAGCCAGCCGUUCUGGUACAUCAACGCCGCCGGCAACCUGGCCACUGACAUGGUCAUCUUUUUGAUGCCUAUCCCCAUGCUGAGCAGCCUCAAGCUGCGGAGGACGCAGAAGCUACUCCUGAUCGGCAUCUUCAGCCUAGGAUUCUUUACCUGCACCAUCUCGGUGAUUCGGUUCCAGUAUCUCCAGCUCGACGACGACGUUACCUAUGAGAACGUGGCAUCAUCCAGCUGGUCCGUCGGCGAGAUCUGCUCCGCCAUCAUCUGCGCCUGCCUGCCGACGCUACGCCCUUUGCUGCACCGCGUCGCUCCGGGUCUGUCUAAGUUUGAAGACGGCAGCGGUCAGUCGAGCGAACGGUAUUACUGGGCGCAUCGGGGCGAGAAAUUCGGCUCUCGCCAGACGGCUUCCUACCGUAGGCAGUCGGCCACGGCUGGAAGCGAAGACCAGCUGUAUCGGCGGGACUUGGAGGCAGGCAGCUGUCCCCAUCAUCGUGGACACUCGAGGAGCGGCACCACCUGCGGGAGCGUCAAUGACGACAUGCAGCUGCGCAUGUACAGGACCAACUCGUCCGAGCUGCUCGCGAGGCCGGACCCUGCCGCAUGGCCGCUGCCCGAGCGGAGGGAGGAGCAGGUCCAAACGCCGGAGCUGCUUGGCCUGCGGAGCACUGUGAUCACGCAGAUCGGUGUGGGGCCGAGCCGGGCUCAAAAUGUGCCCAAGCACGAGAUCGAGGUGCAGAGAGACCUGGUGCAGACCGAGUCUGAGAGGAGAGUCUAG